Molecule: messenger RNA, 1929 nt
Organism: Neoarthrinium moseri
Lineage: Eukaryota; Fungi; Ascomycota; Sordariomycetes; Amphisphaeriales; Apiosporaceae
Exons: 1
Coding region: 1-1929 (642 amino acids)
Source: RefSeq, a predicted model, not a curated record
AUGGAUGUUCCGUGCUACCAGUACAGGAGCCUUGAUAUUCACAGUCGCCAAAUUAGGCUGCUACAUCUACUCCCGGGCGUGUGGGACGAUCAAGUAUCGUGCGAAUUACACGUUGCCUCACUAGACGACACGCCAGAGUACCAGGCUCUCUCUUACGUGUGGGGCAGUCCAGAGACCACCAAGCUCAUUCUUCUUCAUGGCUGCGAAGUUCCGGUUACAACGAACCUCCACGCUGCUUUACGACGCUUGCGACUACCAACUGAUACGAGAGUCAUCUGGAUCGAUGCUUUGUGCAUCAACCAGUCAUUGCUAGAUGAACUCUCCCAGCAAGUAUCGAUUAUGGGCGAGAUAUAUGAAGGUUGUCAGGAGGUACUUAUGUGGCUCGGUGAGAGGAAAGGAGAAGAACCCAAGGGUGACAGGCAAACCCUUAAAGAGGGCCAUGACCAACUUCGAAAAUUUCUGGAGGCUGGAGAUUUUACUCGCGACCCAGACGGCGUCGACUUGGAUAAUUACGAGGUUCUGCUUGCGUUUUCUAUGUUUUACAUCCUCUCGAGCGACCGACAUGUUAACGAGCUGCCAUGCUUUGUUGAACGCAGGGCAUCGUUGUGGGACGUAUCUGACUGCUUCAAUUCUGGGUUCAGAGAGUUCUACAGCAUCGUGAGCUUGGCAUACUGGACUCGGAUUUGGAUAGUUCAAGAGAUCGUCUUGCCUCCGUCCGCUACCGUGGUAUACGGGUCUAUGAAUUGUCCAUGGGACGUCAUCGCCCAGGCAGGGAUGCUGUUUGAGAAUCAUGCCAACUCGUGCUGCCUGGAACAAUGUACAAAUUUCUCGGGCGAGGUAAAAGACGUGAUUUCUGCGUUCAGUUUCAAAGCCAGAACGCUCGAAAUGAUACGUAUGCAUCGAUCAAUCGGUACGCAACUUGACCUUCUUUGGAUAUUACGGCAGAACUUCCAUCGAGAAGCAACGGAUAGCAGAGACAAAGUAUACGGAGUUUUAGGGCUGGUCAGCUCACCACGAGAUAUUGGCUCGAUAAGACCAGAUUACAGAAGAAGCGCCCGCGAGGUCUACGAAGAUGUCACCAUGAAUCUAAUCGGCUCUGUAUCGAGUUUGUCUGUCUUAGCUGGAGACGCAACAAGAAAUGCAGAUUUUCCUUCUUGGGUAGCAGAUUGGGGCCAGCAGUCGAAGAAAGAUGUUUGGCAGUGGGACAUCGAGCGAACGGCCAUGUACCACCACUACAACGCCACGAAGAACUGUGAACUCGUGGCUGAUCGGCUUCCGGGAUCAAUACUGAAGGUCGAGGGAGUCCUCGUUGAUUCGAUAGCUGCUGUCGGCCCACUAAUGAACUCUGAGAACAUAGGUGACUCGACCUCCACAACCUGUCGCGAUGUCUUGGCUCUCGCAAGCAUGCCUGAUGAUGACAGGCAGAUCUAUAAAUGCGGCGGAACAUGGGCAGAUGCCUACUGGCGGACACUUUGCGGAGACAUGAUUGUCGAAAUCGAAGGCUCCCUGAAGUACGAGAUGAGGCGCACAAAGCCAGAAGACAGACAAAUGUACGAGCUAUGGAGAACAGUUCUUCAAUUCGGGUACGACGAGGCUCUCAACAACCAUACAGGCAUUGUGGAUUUGGAGGGCUACCAGGCCUCGGUCGUCCGAGCGACAAGGAACAGGAAGUUCUUUGUUACACAGAACGGCUAUCUCGGGCUCGGACCGGAUCCUAUCUUGCCUGGCGACGACGUAUACGUGAUUAGCGGCUCAAAGGUUCCCUUCGUGCUGCACCGAGUUGAUAACUCCGAAGCAGAUUCAAGGGAGAAUGAUUCGUCCUCAUACCCAGUAUUUAAGUUAAUUGGAGACAGCUAUGUUCAUGGUAUCAUGGACGGAGAAGCAUUGGAAAGCACGACCGCGACAGUAGGCUCUUUACUACUUCGCUGA